This is a messenger RNA of Chaetomium strumarium, 5824 nucleotides long. RefSeq lists its product as uncharacterized. Gene Ontology annotation, biological process: microtubule-based movement. The record is from RefSeq and is a predicted model, not a curated record. The transcript has 2 exons. Bases 201 to 5516 code for a protein of 1771 amino acids. NCBI's taxonomy places the organism in Eukaryota, Fungi, Ascomycota, Sordariomycetes, Sordariales, Chaetomiaceae. Gene Ontology annotation, molecular function: microtubule binding; microtubule motor activity; ATP binding.
UGUAGCGCGAGGAUGCGCCUGGGUGCUGCAUUACGAGCCGGGAAUUAUAUGCUAGGAGCCCCGAGGACCGCUCAAUAAUCCCGAGAACACCCCAUCUGCUCGAAUAGGGGUCUCCCUCUGUCGCCCAGGGCCAGGCGUGACGCAGUCGUCCGUCGCACAUCCCGAAAUCCGAGCCAGCGCAUCUCCGUGAAGCCGCAACCAUGGCUCCGGGCGCGGCCCCCUCGGGAGGGGGAGGGAAUAUCAAGGUGGUGGUCAGAGUCCGUCCCUUCAACGGGAGAGAACAUGACCGAGGCGCAAAAUGUAUCGUAGAAAUGAAAGACAACCAAACCAUCCUGACGCCGCCACCGGAUGCUGGAGGGAAAGUGCUCAAGGACCAUGGCGCGAAGGUGUUCGCUUUCGACAAGUCCUACUGGUCCUUCGACAAGAAUGCGCCCAACUACGCGGGGCAGGAGCAUCUCUUCCAGGACUUGGGCAAGCCGCUGUUGGACAACGCUUUUCAGGGGUACAACAACUGUAUCUUCGCCUAUGGCCAGACAGGCUCUGGCAAGUCGUACUCGAUGAUGGGCUAUGGCAAGGACGCCGGUAUUAUCCCCAACAUCUGCCAGGACAUGUUCAGGAGAAUCGGGGAGAUGCAACAGGACAAGAAUCUGCGCUGCACCGUCGAGGUGUCGUAUCUCGAGAUUUACAACGAGCGAGUGCGCGACUUGCUGAACCCCGCCAACAAAGGGAACCUGAAGGUCCGCGAACACCCUUCCACAGGCCCGUACGUCGAGGACUUGGCGAAGCUGGUGGUAGGGAGUUUCCAGGAGAUCGAGCACUUGAUGGACGAGGGUAACAAGGCAAGAACGGUGGCGGCGACCAACAUGAAUGAGACAUCGAGUCGAAGUCACGCCGUGUUUACGCUGAUGCUGACCCAGAAGCGCUUCGACCCGGAAACGAAAAUGGAAAUGGAGAAAGCAGCGAAGAUCAGUCUGGUCGAUCUUGCAGGUUCGGAAAGAGCAACUUCCACAGGCGCCACGGGCGCGCGUCUCAAAGAAGGCGCGGAAAUCAAUCGCUCUCUCUCUACGCUCGGCCGUGUUAUUGCUGCGUUGGCAGAUCUGUCGACUGGCAAGAAAAAGAAAGGCGGCGCGGCGCAGGUUCCCUACCGCGACAGCGUUCUCACCUGGCUCCUGAAGGACUCGCUCGGCGGCAACAGCAUGACAGCCAUGAUUGCUGCCAUCAGUCCGGCGGACAUCAACUACGACGAGACGCUCAGUACGCUGCGGUAUGCAGAUUCUGCGAAACGCAUUAAGAACCACGCAGUCAUCAACGAGGACGCCAACGCUCGCAUGAUUCGCGAACUGAAGGAGGAACUGGCGGUGCUCCGCAGCAAACUGAGCAGCGGAGGUGGUGCCGGCGGCGCGCAGGUACCUCCGGAGGAGGUGUACGCUGAAGGCACGCCCUUAGAACAGCAAAUCGUCAGCAUUACGCAGGCCGAUGGCACUGUAAAGAAGGUUUCCAAGGCGGAAAUCGCAGAGCAGCUGAACCAGAGUGAGAAGCUCUUGCAGGAUCUCAACCAGACGUGGGAGCAAAAGCUCGCCAAGACAGAGGAAAUCCACAAGGAGCGAGAGGCUGCCUUGGAGGAGCUGGGAAUCAGCAUCGAGAAGGGCUUCAUUGGCAUGUCGACGCCGAAGAAGAUGCCUCAUCUGGUCAAUCUUUCAGAUGACCCCCUCUUGGCUGAGUGCCUGGUUUACAACUUGAAACCGGGUGUCACAACGGUUGGCAACGUCGAGUCAAACGCAGAUCACCAGGCUAAUAUCCGUCUGAACGGCUCGAAAAUCCUCCACGAACACUGCACUUUCGAGAAUGCGCCAGAUGGGACGGUCACGGUUGUACCCAAGGAAGGAGCGGCAGUGAUGGUGAACGGAAAACGAAUAGCGGAGCCAACGAGACUGCACUCGGGAUACCGCAUCAUCCUGGGCGACUUCCACAUUUUCAGGUUCAACCAUCCGAUGGAAGCACGGGCGGAACGGCAGGAACGGCAGGAGCAGAGUCUUCUGCGGCAGUCCAUCACCGCCAGCCAGCUGCAAGCCCUAGAGAAAACGUCGCCGUCUCCGAGUCCUUCGAGGCUGGGCCAUGAUCGGAGUCUAAGCAUGGGCGUCUCGGAGUGGGGCGAUAGUCGUCCAGAUUCGCCAGCAACGUUCCAACGCAAUGCAAAGGAGUUUGACUGGUCCUUUGCGCGGAGAGAAGCGGCGCCUGCGAUACUCGGCACAGACCAGAACUUUGCCGACCUGACGGACGACCAACUCAAUGCCCUCUUCGAAGAUGUUCAGCGAGCCCGGGCCGAGCGCGUCAACGGUCGGGAAGGCGACGAAGACAUGGAGUCGAUGGCAUCGUACCCGAUUAGGGAAAAGUACAUGUCCACCGGCACCCUCGACAACUUCUCGCUGGACACCGUCCUGACAAUGCCGUCCACUCCUAAGCAGGGCGAGGCAGAGGACAAGCUGCGCGAAAUACGCGAGGAGAUGCAGACCCAGCUGGAGAGGCAGAAGGAGGAGUACCGCGGCCAGCUCAAGACCGCUGAGGCGGCCAACGUCGAGGUUGAGGAGAUCAAGAAGGAAAAGGCCCGGAUGGAGGAGACGCUGGUCCAGCUCAAGGCUGACAUGCAGAAGCAGCUUGAGGUCCAGCGGCGCGAGUUCGAGGCGAAGAUCGAGAAGCUGGAUCCGCUCAAGCGGCCAAAGGCCAAGCCAAGGCUGUCCGAGGAGGAGAUUAAGCGUGCGAAAGUGGCCGUCCGGCACUGGCGGAGCCGGCACUACGUGCGGAUGGCCGAGGCAGUCCUGCAACACGCUGCGACGCUGAAGGAGGCCCAGAUCAUGAGCCAUGAGCUGGACGAACACGUCGUGUUCCAGUUCACUGUGGUCGACGUCGGCCAUAUGGUGUGCUCGUCCUACGAUAUGGUCCUCAACGGGCUCACCGGCGAGGGGGAUGAUAUCGCGCUGGAAGAGGCGCCGAAGCCCUGUAUCGGCGUCCGCGUCAUCGACUACAAGCACAGCGUUGUGCAUCUGUGGAGCAUCGAGAAGCUCCACGACCGGGUGCGGCAGAUGCGGCAGAUGUACCAGUACCUCGAUCAGCCGGAAUACGCCCAGCAUCUGAGCAUCGACAACCCUUUCAUCGAGGCCUGCAUGCCUCAGUACACGCUGGUCGGCGAGGUUGACGUGCCCCUGAAAGCCGUCUUCGAGAGUCGGGUGCAGGACUUUACGCUCGACGUCUUCUCGCCGCACACGUCACACGCCAUCGGCAUCAUCAAGCUCGCGCUGGAGCCGUCCAGCGCGCGGGCGCCGAGCAACACGCUCAAGUUCAACAUCGUCAUGCACGAGCUGGUGGGCUUUGCUGAGCGCGAAGGCACCGAGGUGCACGCGCAGCUCUUCAUCCCGGGCAUCUCGGAAGAAGACGGCAUCACCACCACCCAGAUGAUCAAGGACUUCGACGAGGGCCCGAUCCGGUUCGAGAGCGUUCAUAGCAUGAGCGUCCCGCUGUUCGCGCCGCCGCAGACGAUGCUGAGGGUGGCAAUCUUCGCCAAGGUCUCGGCGAUGCAUCUGGAUAAGCUGCUCAGCUGGGACGACAUGAGGGACGCGGUGCCCAGCUCCCGCGGCAAGCCCAGGGGUGCGAGGAUCAGCGAGGCGCAUUUCUUCACGGAAGAGAAGCACGAUCUGCUAGCGCGGGUGCAGAUCCUGGAAUUGAACGAGGAGGGCGAGUAUGUGCCAGUGGAGGUCAACCAGAACAGCGAGCUGGACAGCGGCACCUUCCAGCUGCAUCAGGGCCUGCAGCGGCGCAUCGCCAUCACCCUGACCCACAGCUCGGGCGACGCGCUGCCGUGGGACGAAGUCACGGCGAUGCGGGCCGGCAAGAUCCAACUCCUCGACAGCGCGGGCAAGACGCCAGACAUGGGCUCCGCCAGCUCCGAGAUCCCUCUGAAGCUGGCGACGGAGCCGACGUUCCGCACGAAUGCGAACGGCACCCGCAGCGUCUCUAUGGUCGGCCAGUGGGACUCGAGUCUGCACAACUCGCUGCUCCUCGACCGGGUCACGUCGGAUAAGUACCGCGUGCAGAUGACCGUGUCGUGGGAGAUCUGCUCCGAGAAGCUCGCCGAGCCGAUGAAGUUCUCGAUGAACGUCUGCUGCCAGAUCCUGUCGCGAUCCUUCGUCCGUCAGACCUCGAUGUUCUCUGCCCUGUGGCAGCACGUGCGCAUCGUCCACUCGGCCACAGGCAUUUUCACGCUGCAGAUGCGGCCGGCACCGAUCAAGCGGGUGGGCGAUCUGUGGCGCAUGAACAGCCAGCACGACUACGUCAAGGGCGAGGAGAAUCUGACCGCGUGGACGCCGCGGGGCGUGUCGCUUGUAGCGGACCACAUCAGCUCGAGGAAGAGGAGAAGAAUGAUGGCCGAGAUUGCGGCCGUCCAGGCGUUCCUCAAGAAGGUCGGCUUCAAGGACGAGGCCAACGGCCACGAAGCGCCUGGAGACGAAGACAUUCCUCCUCCGGCAAUCAACUCGGAUGCCGACUCCAUCGCCGAGCUCCUCAAAGACGACACCCCAGAACCCUCUGGAGCCUCAUCCCCAGCGACGGCAUCGCCCCAGCCAGCCGAGGACGACGCCGCCGUCCCCCAACAGUCGGAAGAAACCGCGGCGCAAGCUCCCGAAUACUCGGAACAGCAAAUCUCGCUCCUGACCCGCUGCCUCAACCUCUGGCAACGUUACCCAGACCCAACGAUCAAGAUCCUCUCCCCCGCGAACACCGACCCUCCCGAAGACGGGCCCGCCGACCCUUUUUCCUCCUCUCCGCCAGCGCCAUGCUUCGUCGCGACCGUCAUCCGCGUACCCAAAAACCCGACGGUCCUCAAGGGCGGCUACCUGCUCGUUCCCAACGCCGAUUCCACGCGCUGGGUGAAGCGCUUCGUCGAGCUUCGCCGGCCCUAUCUGCAUGUGCAUUCCGUCGGCGACGGCGAGGAGAUCGGUGUCGUCAGUCUGCGGAAUGCACGCGUGGACAGCCAGCCCGGCAUUUUAGGGUUGUUGGAUGUCCAUAGCAACGGGUACGGUGACGAGCAUGAACAGCAGGGGGCGACAACGGAACAGACUGGGUACGGGUUCACGACGCCCCGGCGCGGCAUCUCGCCUUCGCCAUCACGAUCUCCGCCUGCUCCUACUCCUACUGCAGGUAGUGGGACCGGGAGGUUGAUUGCUUCGCUUUGGCCUGGCGCUACGAGUAAUAACGGUGGCGGUAUUAAGAGCCCUCCUCGCCAUGCCAACGGGACAGCAGCGACCGGAGGAGGCGGAGGUGGAGGGAUCACAAAGCUCAGUGAGCGGCUGCAGGCCGGCGUGUUUGCUGUCUACGGAACGGACAAUACCUGGCUGUUUGCGGCGCGCUCCGAGCGGGAUAAGUUGGACUGGGUCGGGAAGAUCGACCAGAGCUUUGCCAUGGGCAGCGCGAGCGUCAGUGCGAGCGGGAGCGGGGCGGUCAGUCCCCGGGUCGGCGGUUGGUGAUUACCUAGUGGUGGCUGAAGCUACCUACCUACGAUGGAUGGAUAUUUAGAUGGAUGGAUAGACGGCGCGGCGGUGGGUUACAGGCGCCGUGGCGGCAGUACAGCACAGGGUUGAUCGAUUCUUAGGGAUACCCCGGGGGAUGAUAAUGAGUUUCUUCCCCUAUUCUUUCGAAAAUUUCUUUUCGUUUUUAUAGAUGCCAGGACGGCUCUUUAUACUGGUCUUUCCGUUUCCAUAAUGGCACACCCCAGGUAGGAAAGGAUACCUGGUAUGAAUGCACGAGGUCUACGCUCGCUUAUGCCCCUACAUGC